AUGGCAAUGGAGUAUUGUGAUCCGUGUAGAAAUCGUUCCAGAUCUAUAACAGCUUCCUUCUGGUGCCCGUUUUGUCGCGAGGCAUUUUGUAAGGUAUGCUGCCAGUUCCACAAAACCAUGAAGUUGACGAAGACCCAUCAAGUACGACCAAUAGCCGACAUGUCGUCGUACGAGCGGGAGCAUCGUGGGGAGGUUACAUACAACCUGGAAAGUGCACUUAAUGACGUCAAUUUUAAUGAGAAAACACAGCUCCGAGAGAUUGACAAUAUUUUGGUGGUAAUGGAUAGUCUGAGUGACACUGCUUUGACACUGAAGAAAAUGUUCUUUGAUCUGAAAAUGCAGAACGAAUCGGAGAAAGUUGAUUGUCUGAGAAAAGCGUCAUUGUUUCGUGAUCGCCUGAAACAGUUGGCAGAUGACUUUGAAGGACAUAUAGCUGCAGAACUUGAGUAUACACAACAUGCAGAAAGUCUACAGAUUGAAUCUAAAAUAGAAGAAUGCGAUAAUAUAUUUAACGCCAUUGAGAUGUCCAAAGAUCUGACACAGAGUAUGAAAUCUGAAUAUAUUACUCCACAGACCAUUCACAAAGUGAACGCGGCACGUCAACGCUGUUUGGAGUACAAAUAUUCCCUCCAACGUGUUCACAGCAGGCUGCAGCCCGUCCAUUACGACCUUGCUAUAGACAGGAAUGUAAACGACGCUUUAAACACCACGCCAGGGGUAAUCGGCAAAGUAGAAGUCAGUCAUGAAAACGACGAUAUCAUUGAGGAUCGACACACAAAGCCAGACCAAUCAAAAGGAAGGCGUGGAAGCAGUGUGUCCACAACAAGCAGUAGAAUGACGGCAGUGUCCCGACCACAGUCUUUCAAAACGUUAAGUUCUGAGCAUGCGCAGAAACUGCACGAUAUCCGACUUAAUCGUAAAGACGACCAGGACGAGCCAAUGAUCGCCGCUAUAUGCACCCUCAACAACAACCACUUUCUAACGCUUGAUCGGAACAAUAAUAAAAUGUUGCUGGUACACAACGACGGUGUUAUCGUCACCCAGUACGUGUUUACAAGCCAAAUAUGGGACAUGACUCUUAUUGAUUCAUUGACUGCAGCAGUUACCGUUCCUGACAAUGACAAAAUUGUUCUUGUAAAGGUCAGAAAUAACAAUCUUUGCGCAGAGCGGCUGAUCAAAACCAGCAACAUAUGCUACGGAAUCUGUACGAUAGAGGGCUUUAUAGUUGUUACCGUCAAAGGUGGGUACGUUAAAAUCGUCACAAAAGCCGGAGAGGAGGUUGCAUCAUUGAGACACAAUCAGCGCGGUGAAAUCCUCUUUACUGACCCUCAACACGUACAAACAAACCGAGACCAGAACGAACUGUACGUCACAGACUAUACGUUACACACCGUGACCGGUCUUAUUCUAACCGGCGUGAAAAUUGAUUCUCAACCGAAAUUCGUUUUCAGAAACAACGAACUCAGGAACCCAACAGGAAUGUGUCUUGAUAUACAUGGACACAUCUACGUGUGUGGUUACUCCUCACACAACGUCGUGAAGCUGUCUCCUGGGGGAGUUUUGCUUCUUGUUCUGCUGUCUGGAGUCAUCAAUCCAAAAACCGUGUCCCUCUCUGCCAUGGAGGACCAGAUGUACGUUUCCUCUUUGAUAACAGGCGGCGGAAGAUCCAAGCACAUGCAAAACGUCAUCGAGGUUUUCAAAUUAUGA
Messenger RNA from Mya arenaria, 1707 nucleotides. RefSeq lists its product as uncharacterized. Gene Ontology annotation, molecular function: zinc ion binding. The record is from RefSeq and is a predicted model, not a curated record. The coding region runs from base 1 to 1707 and encodes 568 amino acids. The transcript has a single exon. Lineage: Eukaryota; Metazoa; Mollusca; Bivalvia; Myida; Myidae.